This is a messenger RNA of Puccinia graminis f. sp. tritici CRL 75-36-700-3, 3183 nucleotides long. RefSeq lists its product as uncharacterized. The record is from RefSeq and is a predicted model, not a curated record. The transcript has 19 exons. The coding region runs from base 1 to 2676 and encodes 891 amino acids. NCBI's taxonomy places the organism in Eukaryota, Fungi, Basidiomycota, Pucciniomycetes, Pucciniales, Pucciniaceae.
AUGUUGUUUACCCAAAUUUUACUCUCGUUUUAUUUAUUACAACAUUACAACGUAUCAGCGCACCCACUGGCACUUCCCCCACCUCUGGUCAAGAGAGGAGUUAUAGAUGCAGUUGGUCCUAGCUGCAGCCAUUGGUUAAGAAGGAGGUCAUUGGGAAUCGAAGCCCCUGCUGAGAUUAUCAACCACCCAGCUCAAGUGAAAUCUGCCGUAAGUGCUACAAAGGAACUCACGAAAGGUACGGAGCCUCUUUCCAACGAACUUCGUGAAAACGUCAACGGGGAGCUCGGCUUGGAUUCACUCGCCCAUCCAGAGUCGAAACCACCACCAGCUACGCUUGACCCCUUGUCUCAGCCCAGUGGAACCACUUCAAUCAGUGAAUCCGGCCAUAGUUCCACUCCAAUCACAGAACCCCGCACCUCAGAUUCUCAAGAAGUUGAUUUAAAAAAGGGUGAAGGAGUUAACUCGGAAACUCAUGGAAAUGAACAAAAUGGUGUGCUACCAUCAUCUAAAGAUCACGAAAUCAUUCCUGGUGGCAGCAAUCUACACUCUGCUACCGAACCCCAUUCAGAGGGCAUUAAAUCCUCUGCUAAUCAACAUGGUUCAAAUGGCAAAAUAGAUGCAGUAGAGAAUCAAGAUGUUGUUCCACAAGGUCAUCAACAUGAAGGAAUAGCAGAAAAUACCCAUGAUAAUGCAAAUGAGCCUAAUGGUGGCAGAGAUUCAGCUCAUGAUAAUGUUGAAGAUCAUGGCCCUAUGCAUCAAACUGGUGGUACAGGAGCCCAUGAAACAGAAGUCAAAAAAGAAGAUAAUCCUGAAGGUUCAGAGACCCAACCACAUUCAGCAACAAAAGGUGCCCAAGAUGGAAAGAGUGGAGAUGAGGAGGCAGAGAUGAAUAAGGGAGAAAAUUCUUCAGAUUUUGGCUCAGGGAAUGGAGAAAAAAAGAAAGGCUGGCUCAGUUCUUGGUGGCCAUCAUGGUUGACAUUACGUAAAAAUCAAAAACCAGUAACUUCAGAUUUAAAAGGUCAAGUCAUGAAUUUGGGACCAGAUACCAUCAAGUCUCAAGGUAAUGAAAUUUCACAAGGAAAUAAAAUGAAUACUGGUAAAGAGGUCUCUACAUCCCAUGAAAAGGCGCAAAAUGAUGGGGGAUUAUCAUCACAAGAUGAGAAGACAAAUAGCAUUGACAAUGCACAAGCUACUGGUUCAGAACCCAAGUCAGAGGUUAUUGAAAGUGAAAUCAAUCAUCCUAAAGGAGAUCAGCAUACACAAGCUGAUGUAAAUAAUGGUGAAGAAUUCAUCUCUGAUACUCAUAAUGGAAUGAAUACUGGUAAAGAGGUCUCUGAACCCCAUGAAAAGGCACAAAAUGAUGGUGGAUUAUCAUCCCAAGAUGAGAAGAAAGGUGUAAUUGGCAAUGAGAAAGUUUCUGGUUCAGAACCCAAGUCAGAAGUAAUGGAAAGCGAUAUCAAUCAUCCUAAAGGAGAUCAGCAUACACAAGCUGAUGUAAAGAAUGGUGAAGGAUUCAUCUCUGAUACUCAUGGAAAUGAAGAAAGUGGUGUGGGAUUAUUAUCUCAAGAUCACAAAAUCAUUCCUAGUGGAAGCAUCCCACACUCUUCUACAGAAACCCAAUCAGAGGACAUUGGAUCUUCUGUCAAUCCAGAUGUUUCAAAUGGGGAAGUACAUGUAGCAGAGAAUAAAAAUGAUGUUCCGCAAAGCAAUCAACACACAGAAAAAGUGGAAAAUCACCAUGAUGGUGCACAUGAUGCCAAUGAUGGAAAAGAGUUCCAAGCCCAAACAUCUCCUCAGGAACAUGGUGAAAAUCAACUUGAAAAUGGGCCCAAAUUAAAGGAAGGUUGGUUUGAUUGGCUCCGGUCAAAAUUUGGAAGAGGUAAAAACAAAAAACCAGUGACUCCAGAUUCACGUGAAGUAAUUGAUACCACCAAUCCUAAAGAUAAUCAGAUUCUAGAAGGUGAUGGAAGAAGUGGAGGAGGAUCUGGCUCUGAAAACCAUGGAAGUGAAGGAAACGGUAGGGAGUCAUCAUUUCAAGAUCACACAGUGAAUUUGGAUGAAAGGGAACCAGCUGUUGAUGGCCAAGAUCCAAAUGGAAAUCAUCAGAAUCCCAAAGGAGGUCCAGAUGAAUCAUCAAGGCAUGAAUCCAGUGGCCCUGAAACUGGUGAAAGAGACACCAAAGAUGGUGAUGAACAUAAUCAAGAAUUUGAUGGUCAAGAUACAAAUGGAAACCAGCAGAGGCCCAAAGGAAAUUCAGAAAACUCAUCAGGAGAUAAUAGCAAUCUUGGAUCCAGUGGACCUGAAACUAAUGGUAGACACACUCAAAAACCAGUUACAGAAAACCAUGAACAACAGAGCCCACACAGCUCUGAAGAACAGGGUCCAACAUCUGAACAGUCUCAAUCUGAGAAUACACCACACCAACAAGCUUCUGGCCCUGAAAGUCAACUUCCUAGAGGAGGUGAGAAUGAUGCACCAAAAGGCCCCCAAAAUCCUGAAAAACCAGGUCAAGGUCCCACUCAACAAGCGGCAGCUCCUGGAAAGCCUCCAAGAGCAAAGCUUAUGGAAAGGAUCAAGUCAUUCUUUUCUUUGUGGGGACAAAAAUUUAGGGAAAUUGUGAAAAAACUUGCCUUCUGGAGAAAAAAGAACCCUAAUGUAACAGCCACUACUACCUAAAAUCAUUUGGUACUAAGUUUCUUUUUAUAGUCUCAAAAACACUCGGAUAGUUGGCUUUGAAUCUUGUGCCCAAUACAUCUUGUUUGUUUUUAUGAAUUCCCCUCAGCUCUCAGAUAUCAUAAAAAAAUUCACUGAGCCAUCAAUUUGGACACUAUUAUAACUAUCAAUCUCAUCUGUGUUUUUGUUUUUAUGACUACUUGGUUUCCUAUUUUCAGAUUUUUCAUUUAUUUUGAGCAUUGUCUCUCAAAAAACAUGAAAAAACUUCUCACUUGAGAUUCAGUUUUGUAGCUGCUUGCUUGUCUCUUCAAAAACUUAAAAAAAUUCUACCAUUCCCUCAUCAAUUUCCCUGAAAAACCCCUUCUGCUAUAACUGGGAUUCUUUUUUCUUUGGAUUUUCUGAUUGUUGGAUAUUGUCAAUAUAUGGUAUACCUGAAAUCAACUCCAAUCUUGUUUACUUUCUGGAGCUGAUUUUAGUAGCAUCUCUUAAGCUUAAGCCAUUAGAGUAGAG